Drosophila persimilis is the source of this 508-nucleotide messenger RNA. RefSeq lists its product as uncharacterized. NCBI's taxonomy places the organism in Eukaryota, Metazoa, Arthropoda, Insecta, Diptera, Drosophilidae. The record is from RefSeq and is a predicted model, not a curated record. The transcript has a single exon. The coding region runs from base 9 to 449 and encodes 146 amino acids.
CAUUUAAAAUGGCAAUGAAUUCAAUUGCUCAGUGGUUGGUGUCUUGUGCCAUGGGUGCACUGACGGUGACCAAUGUGGUGCGUCACGUGAAUGUCGCAAACGAUAAAGAGACUGUGCCCAGGACUGUCAGCAUUAAAAACACGGCGGCAAUCGACAGCUCGCCCACGUCAAACGAGGAGUUCGCAGCAAUAGACCACUCCGACUUGACCGAACCGCCAGUUCUUGGCUCGGAGGCGGUCAAUGCGGCGUUGCAGCGCUUAUUCAGUAGCAAAGAGAAUCGGAGCGUGGAUCGCAGCAGUGUCUACAUCGAUGCCAUGCACAAUGAUGCCAAUAAACAGGAGUAUACCCUCGGCUCGGAGGCACUCAAUCGCAUACUGGAGGGACUACAAACACCAUCGGGUGGGGUCCCCAGCAAGCGAGUGUCCUUUGAACCGCCUGCAAAUGUUUAAACUUCAAGAUGAGGAAUUCGAAUAAAUUAAAGUUUCUGCCUGGUUGAUCCACACACAAA